Molecule: messenger RNA, 2704 nt
Organism: Ceratotherium simum simum (southern white rhinoceros)
Lineage: Eukaryota; Metazoa; Chordata; Mammalia; Perissodactyla; Rhinocerotidae
Source: RefSeq, a predicted model, not a curated record
AAAAGCAUCCACUGGAAUCAAUUUGCAUUCGAAAAUUGUACCAACACAAAGACUUCGUAUUGUGGAAUGACUAGCAAACAAGCAAUGUCAUCUAACGAACAAGAAAGGCUCUUGUGUUAUAAUGGGGAAGUCCUUGUUUUUCGAUUGUCUAAAGGAAAUUUUGCAGAUAAAGGACCUGCAAAAAUACCCAUAUUACAUGUCAGAAGAAUGGUAUUUGACAGAGGUACAAGAGCAUUUGUUCAGAAAUCCACUGGAUUCUUUAGCAUAAAAGAAGAAAACUCUGAUUUAAAAAUUGUGUGUUGCGACUGUGUGUCAGAUUUCAGAAAUGGAAUUAACCUCCCUCAUAUUGUGAUACAAUGCAAUAAAAAGAAUAACGUUUUCAAAUAUCUUCUACUAUUUCUUCACAGUACCAAUACAUUUGAAAAGCGUUUGAGUUUUCAACUAGGCCACGAGUUGCUGGAUGGUGUAAGGGUCCUUAAUGGCCCUUUAAUUUUAUGGAGAUAUGACAAAACAUUCUUCUAUAUCUCUUCCAAAACUCACCAAGUUGUUACUGUGUCUGUUAACUUUUCCUCUAUUGAGUGGGCAGGGGAAAUUGAAAAUCUAGGUAUGGUUUUAUUAGGACCAAGAUGUUCUUCAAACCAAAAGCCUUCAAAAUCAGAUUAUGCAUUUCGGAAUACCAAGUUUUGUGUAUACUCCCUUGAAAAUGAAGAAGUAAUAAGUGAUACAUACAUUAUCCCUCCUGCUUAUAGCAGUGUGUUAACUUGUGUGCGUGUAUAUGCAACUGAGAUGGUCAACAACCAGUUAAGAAUGUCUCUGAUUGCCCUUACUCAAAAGAAUCAGCUGAUUUCAUUCCGAAAUGGGACUCCUGAAAGUGUGUGCCAGCUUCCAUUUGGAGAUCCUUGUGCAGUUCAACUGAUGGAUUCAGGUGGAGGAGGCUUCCUUUUCGUUGUAUCCUUUAGGUCCAAUGAUGCAUGUGCUGUUUGGAAAAAGAACUUUCAGGUUGCUGCUAAGUGGGAAAAAGUUAGCUUAGUACUGAUAGAUGACUUUAUUGGAAUUGGAACUGAACAAGUACUGCUACUUUUUAAGGACUCCUUGAAUUCAGAUUGUCUGAGUUCAUUUAAAAUAACAGAUCUGGACAACAUAGACUAUUCAACUGAAACACUAGAUUGCAAUGAAGAUGACUUGUUCGAAGAAAUACAAGAGAAUCGUUAUUUGGUGAUCCCACCUCUGGAAAGAAGAUUGAAAGUUGAUUUCAUUUCUAUUCAGGAAUUACAGCGGCAUCUCUUGCUUAAGGAAAAAAUGAUUUCAAAAUCUUACAAAGCUUUAAUAAACCUGGUUCAAGGGAAAGAUGGUAGUACAUCAAGUGCAGAGGAGAAAGAAUGUCUUGUUACUCUUUGUGGUAAAGAAGAAAAUCCUGUCCAUACCUUGGAUGAAAAGUUAUCAGACAAUUUUCAAGAUUCGGAACAGCUAGUAGAGAAGAUAUGGUAUCGUGUAAUAGAUGAUAGCUUGGUUGUUGGAGUGAAAAUCACAUCUUCUUUGAAGUUGUCCCUGAAUCAGGUGACUUUAUCGCUGUUAAUGGAUCAAGCCCAUAGCUCCAGCUUUCAGCUUAUUAAGUGUCAAAAUAGGGUGAUCAAGUUGAGUAGGGAUUCCGUCCCAGCACCAAGCUCAGUGCCGUAUGAAAGAGGAUCAGAGGCAAAAAGGAUCAAGUUGACUGGUCAUAGUGAGGAAGAGGAAGAGGAAAGCUUUGUUUGCAAGCAACCAUCUGAGAAAGAGUGUGUACAGAUAAUUACUGCUAUAACAUCUCUUUCACCACUUCUAGCAUUCAAUAAUUUUUAUUGUAUUGUGCUGCUACAAAUCAGGAAGAGAAAAAGUGGUAACUAUUUUGAAGAUCAUUAUAUUCCGUGUGGUAGACUUUUUAUAAGUCUAGAAGAUCUUUCAAGUGGGAAAUACCUAGUGAAAUUGCCAAAGAAGAAAACUAUCGAACACGUGGAAGAUCUCUUUGCACUUCUCACAGCAUUGCGCAAAACUUGUUUUCAAAUCACAUCACCCAACUGUGCCCUGACUUCAAUGAAGGUGUGGCUCUUAGAACGCAUGAACUGUGAAGUAAUCAAAGAAUUUCCAGAAAUUUGCUUUUGUAAAACGCCAGGAAGUUUCUGUGGGACACUCUUCAAUUGGAAACAGAGAACACCUUUUGAAGGGAUUUUAGUAGUCUAUUCCAGGAAUCAAACAGUUUUGUUCCAGUGCCUUCAUAAUCUCAUCAGAGUUCUCCCUGUAAACUGUUUCUUCAAAAAUCUAAAAUUAGGAAGUGAAGAUUUGCUAAUUGAUCAUUUGGCAUUAAGUUUGGAGCAGGAAUUGGUUACCCUUGGUUCUCUUUCUUCUGCCUUCGUUAAAGUUGAAAACAACUUCGUGCAGAGGUGUGAAGCAAGCAAAGAAAAGAGUAGUGAUGUUGUGGCUGCUUUAUCAGACAGAAAGGAAAUCAUCCAUACCUACAGAAAAGAACUUCAGAGAGAAAAGAAGGAAGCAUUAGGGACGAACCUAAAAGUGAGUGGUGCCCUUUACAGAGAAAUGACUUUGAAAUUAGCUGAGGUUCAGCUGAAAUCAGACCUUGCUGCACAGAAACUGAGUGGUUUAUAAUUACAAUCUCAUUUUGAUUAUAUUUUAAAAUAUGUUUUCCCUGUCAGAACGUUUUGGUUCUGCUUGUUUU